Messenger RNA from Mastomys coucha (southern multimammate mouse), 1278 nucleotides. RefSeq names its product succinate dehydrogenase complex subunit D (gene Sdhd). Gene Ontology annotation, molecular function: ubiquinone binding; heme binding. The record is from RefSeq and is a predicted model, not a curated record. NCBI's taxonomy places the organism in Eukaryota, Metazoa, Chordata, Mammalia, Rodentia, Muridae. The coding region runs from base 81 to 560 and encodes 159 amino acids. Gene Ontology annotation, biological process: tricarboxylic acid cycle; mitochondrial electron transport, succinate to ubiquinone. The transcript has 4 exons. Gene Ontology annotation, cellular component: membrane; mitochondrial envelope.
CACCGUUCUUCUGCGAGGGGCGGGACUUAUUACAUAACUGCUUCCGGGUUGUAGGGUGACCUUGAGCCCUCAAAAGCGACAUGGCGGUUCUCUUAAAGCUGGGCGUUUUCUGCAGUGGCCAAGGAGCUCGAGCUCUGUUACUCCGAAGCCAGGUGGUCAGACCUGCUUGUGUGUCAGCGUUUCUCCAGGACCGGCCUACCCCAGCGUGGUGUGGUACCCGGCACAUUCACCUGUCACCAAGCCACCACGCUGGUUCCAAGGCUGCAUCUCUCCACUGGACCAGUGAGAGGGUUGUCAGUGUUUUGCUCUUGGGCCUGCUCCCUGCUGGGUACUUGAAUCCCUGCUCUGUGGUGGAUUACUCUCUGGCUGCAGCCCUUAGCCUGCACAGUUACUGGGGCCUUGGACAAGUGGUUAUUGACUACGUUCAUGGGGACAUCCUGCCGAAGGCUGCCAAGGCGGGCCUCUUGGCACUCUCAGCUAUGACCUUUGCUGGGCUUUGCUACUUCAAUUACCACGAUGUCGGCAUCUGUAGGGCGGUCGCCAUGCUGUGGAAACUCUGACCUCUGACCUCUGGGUCAGCACUUUAAUGUACGCCUCCUUGCCUCUGCUUUGUCAAUGCCGCUCACCUCACAGUGAGGAGGGGUGAAGGGGCAGAAUGUCUUCUAAUUACAUGGUUGUUUUCAGAAUUUAUUUGUUGAGGAAGAAGUUUGAGGAGUUAGGUUCGACCAGUCAUGAGUUCCAUAUUCCACUGAGUAUGGUUGCCGGUGCACACGCCUCACGGUGUAACUGAACAUUUCAUGAGCUCAUGUUGCCUUUGACCACCAUUUCUUAAGGAGAGACAGUUAAUUGCUUUCGGGAUAAGAGUAGACCAGGAGGGAGGACUGUUCAUUCGUGAGCAGACUUUGCAUGAAGUUGGAAAGUAUUCCCUUUGGAACCUUCCAUUCUUGUUCAAGUGAAACCAGCUCUGUUGAUGGCUCUGUUUCUAGGGAACUUUUAAUCCAGAGAUGCUCUCAAUUACUGAUUUGUUUAAGUUUUAGGAAGGAAAUUGAGGAAAGCUCGAUUUAGAGAAAUUCAGUUUAGGGAGUUCUCCUUGUAGGUGGGUUAAAAUAUGACAGGUUGCAAACAGACUACUCUUCAAAUGUAUCUCACUUGUGCAGAAAUGAGCUGUCCAAAAGUAUAAGACUAAGUAAUUAACUGUCUUCCCACCAUGGGAGUUCUUAAUGAGAAAGUGUACUCUGGAAAAGCAAAGUUUUUAAAUAAAAUAUUAUAUAAUGAAAA